This is a messenger RNA of Desarmillaria tabescens, 926 nucleotides long. RefSeq lists its product as uncharacterized. The transcript is spliced from 2 exons. The record is from RefSeq and is a predicted model, not a curated record. The coding region runs from base 119 to 745 and encodes 208 amino acids. Lineage: Eukaryota; Fungi; Basidiomycota; Agaricomycetes; Agaricales; Physalacriaceae.
CUCCCUCUUCCCACUUGGCCAAACGUCCGUCCUCCACAAGCAAGAUAAUUCGAUACUGAGUUCUUCCCCCUUCUGUUGUUAUUGUGAUAUUCCAGAUUGUGGAUGAUACACAGAUACGAUGACAUCAGCACCCCAAGACGUUGGAAAUACCCAGAGGGUACGCUCAGGUCCCGCUGCCAGCCAUAUACCCGAUCCCGGCGAUAUGGCUCUCCAGGUUCAACAAGCUACAGCCGUGUUCAAUACCAGUCCGAACGAGGAGGCUAUCGAUGUUGCGACGUGUGCGGACACUAUCGGACGAGACAAAUAUCAAGUCUCAGGGCAGCGGGAGAAGCUCGAGGAUCCGACGCCGGGAGACGACAGAGACCAGAUCCUGGAAUCGAUGAAGAAACAGAUCGCGGAACUUGAACGUGGAUGCGAAGCCAAAGACCGGAAAAUAGUGGGGAUGAAGACAAAGACUCGGAUAAGCGCAGUUGCCAUGGACACCAUGAACCGUAUCGGUACUCAAUAUAUACUAGACUGCGCCCAAGCGCGACUUGCGCUCUCUGCUGGCCUGGUCAGCCACCCUCUUCAAUCCGCCAAACAGGGGUCCACCGCCCUUCGCAGUUACCUUGAAAAGUGGACUAACCCUCAGGACCGACUAGCUGCGGUGCGGGAUCUCCUCGCCAAGUGUGACGACGAUGAAGAGAGUAGGACUAUGUCCGAGGAUUUGUUCGGUUAUCUAACUGUCGAUCUGAACGUCACGUAGCGAAGGCGGAUGAUUACUUUUCGAGUUGUCAGUUGGUCGUCGCUUUUCGUUGACCCCUGUUUACUUGUAGUACUCUACGAUUAUAGGUUUGGCUCCACCUGUUCAUUUCGGUUAUUUUCAAUUUAUUUCACCACUUCUUGGAAAGUCGAAUAAGUUGUCCAUUCUAAACCUUGCAAGUUUA